AUGGCUGCUUCUCACAUCCUCCUAUUUUGCUUGACCGUCAGCUUUGGGGAAGGUGCGGUUGGCAAUGACCGCAUUGAGCACACAAGACUGUAUGGCAACAUCAAUGCCUACGCGUACUACUUUGCGGAGCUGUUAGUUGGAUCACCGCCUCAGGCGGUUUCGGUCAUUGUGGACACAGGCAGUGCUCUUUGUGGCUUCCCCUGUGUUGGAUGCAGCCACUGUGGGAACCACCUCAAUCCGCUUUUCAACAUGAAGGCUUCAAACACGAGUCAAUCGCUUCCCUGUGGCAUGGGAUGCGACCGCUGCCAGGCGGAUCGCUGUGGCUACCUGGAGUCCUACACUGAAGGCAGCAGUAUUUCAGGCGUGUGGUUCAAGGAUCUUGUCAGGCUAAAUGGAUCGGAUGGGGACAACCAGGCUGUGUUUGCAUCUCUGGGAUGUCACACAGAUGAACGAAAGCUGUUCUACACCCAAACAGUCAACGGCAUUUUUGGCCUGGCCCCCCACAAGAUUACUGGCAGUUCCAACGUGCUGCGAGACAUGUUCAAAGACCAAGCUCAUGUCCGUGACGCAGUUUUUGCCUUCUGCCUAGCAGAAUGGGGCGGCAUGCUGACUGUUGGUGGCUACGAUUCUAGCUACAAUGCUCCUGGGGAGACGCUCUCGUGGGUGAACUUGCACCAUGUCGGAUACUAUGGUGUGGGCUUGCAACAAAUCAUAUUUGAUGGAAUCGUGGUUGCAACACAGCGGUCAUUUGGCACGACCGUGGUUGACACGGGCACGACCUUUACCUACCUUCCACAAGAAAUCUACUAUUCUCUUGAGCAGGCUUUGACCAACCGUUGCUCGAAUGAGAAGUGUGCUGCCUCAGCGGAAGGGGAUAGCUGCUGGAAAUUGACAUCGGGAAGCCACGCAUUCCCCUCACAUUUCCCCAACAUUUCCUUGAUGUUCACUAGUGGAAGCCUACAGGUUGCAGUCAACUGGCCAGCAACCGCAUACAUGUUCCGGGGAGGGCGCGGGGAUGUUUGGUGCUAUGCAUUUGCCAACAACGGCAUGUCACGAGAGACGGUCCUCGGCAUAUCCUUCUUCCUUCACAAGAAUAUAGUCUUUGACACCACGCAAUCUAAGUUGGGGGUGGCAGAGGCCAAUUGCCCCCAGCACCACUACCACGCGAAGAUCAAUACCGACUUUCCCGAACCUGAGCCUUCAUUUGACCUGCCACCUGCUCGCGCUGCGAAGGCUCAGACGCAGUGGGUUGCCAUUAUGCUUGGUGCUGCUGGCGUUCUCUUAUUGCUUUUGUCUUGUGCGAUGUGCGCUUGGGCCUACUGCAUGAUGGAUACUGAGGACACGAAUGAUAAAGACACCGAAAUGGGUAGUCGCUUAGUCUAUCCUGCCAAGUGA
Messenger RNA from Effrenium voratum, 1395 nucleotides. NCBI's taxonomy places the organism in Eukaryota, Dinophyceae, Suessiales, Symbiodiniaceae. The record is from the annotation of a GenBank genome assembly.